This is a messenger RNA of Phalaenopsis equestris, 1382 nucleotides long. RefSeq names its product protein ELC-like. Gene Ontology annotation, molecular function: ubiquitin binding. Gene Ontology annotation, biological process: endosome to lysosome transport; protein transport; protein modification process. Bases 77 to 1273 code for a protein of 398 amino acids. The record is from RefSeq and is a predicted model, not a curated record. Lineage: Eukaryota; Viridiplantae; Streptophyta; Magnoliopsida; Asparagales; Orchidaceae. The transcript has 2 exons. Gene Ontology annotation, cellular component: ESCRT I complex.
CAGCUCUAAUUACUGAUGUAAUAUUUUCACAGACAACCGGCCACACGAAUCUAUUCUCUUCCUCAGGCAGCGAGCGAUGGCGCCACCGUCGCCAAUUCCGGCCGGCCCCUCAUCCCUUCACGUUCUUCAAUUUCUCAGCAACGCUCUCUCACAGCGCGGCCCUUCUGCUCUUCCCUACGCCGAGGAGACGAAGUGGCUCAUCCGCCAACAUCUCGUCUCCCUAAUCGAAGCCUACCCUUCCCUUCGCCCGCAAACUUCUUCCUUCACCCACAACGAUGGCCGCACCCUCAAUCUCCUCCAGGCCGAUGGAACCAUCCCCAUCGUCUUCGCCAAUGUCGUCUACAACAUCCCCUCAUCCAUCUGCCUCGUCGAUCGUUACCCCUUUUCCCCUCCCUCCGUCCUCCUCAAUCCCACCCCUGACAUGGUAGUCAAACCCAAUCAUCCCCACGUCGAUCGAUCUGGCUGCGUCCGCGUACCCUACCUUCAGAAUUGGGUGUACCCCUCCUCAAACCUCGUAGACCUCGUUCGCUCCCUCUCCCAGAUCUUCAGUAACGAUCCUCCUCUCUUCUCCCGUCAAAACCCUAAUCCUCCCCCAAAUCCCAUUCCAUUCCCUCCUCCAAAUCCCAUUCCUUCCCCUCCCCCCUCGGUUUCCCAUUUAUCCUCCCGAAUCCUCUCCUCGCUGGCCCCCUACGCCUCCCGGCUACAUGGCAGGCCGUCUGAGGACUCCACCGAGGUGUCCCGUCGAAACGCUAUCAACAAGAUCAUUGAGGCCGUGCAAGCUGACAUUGCCGGGCUCCAUAAGACGCGUGAGGUGGAGAUUGAGGGGAUGUUUGCUUCGCAAGCUGAGCUUCGGCGCCGGGAACAAGAGCUCGCCAGCGGCAUCCGCGAGAUGUCGGAGGAGAAGGAGAAGCUCGAGCAGCAGCUGCAACUUGUGCUUAUGAACACGGACUUGCUUGAGGAAUGGGUCAAGCAGAGCGAGGGGAAGUGGCCGCACGAGGUCAAUGUCGAUGAUGUGUUUCAGCCGGCCGAUGUGCCCUCGAAACAGCUUCUUGAGUGCGCUGCGGCGGACCUUGCAGUGGAGGACACCAUUUAUUCCUUAGAUAAGGCGAUGCAGGAGGGAUCGAUUCCAUCUGAUUUGUAUCUGAAGAAUGUGAGGGCGCUGUCCAGGGAGCAAUUCUUUCACCGGGCGUUGGAAACUAAGGUGCGAGCCGCACAGGUUCAGGCUCAGGUGACAAUCAUGGCAGCUAGAGGUUCUUCGCAUUUUGCUUCAUAGGAGGUUUACAAAACUGAAGUGUAAUAGGUGUAAAUAUCGAACUUUAGGUGUUAGAUAUGUAAAUACAUAAGAACUGUGUGCUACAUAUGUACAUUUCCCUUUUUUAGUU